Molecule: messenger RNA, 3404 nt
Organism: Podarcis raffonei (Aeolian wall lizard)
Lineage: Eukaryota; Metazoa; Chordata; Lepidosauria; Squamata; Lacertidae
Product: vitellogenin-2-like
Exons: 23
Coding region: 1-3231 (1076 amino acids)
Biological process (GO): lipid transport
Molecular function (GO): lipid carrier activity
Source: RefSeq, a predicted model, not a curated record
AUGCUCCCUUCGACUAUAAUCUGGAAAACAGAAGUAAACUUUGCAGGUUCAACUAUUCAGCCUCUAGAGGUUAGAGUGAGAACUCAGGGCCUCAAGGAACUUCUCUGGAGGAACACACACCAAUUCGACAAAUACCCUGCAUAUCAGAAGAUAAAGGACACUGAAGCAAAACUGCCGGGAUUCAAGGAGUUCCCUCGUGAGAUUCCUGUGAUAUCUGCCUCUGUCAAAAUGUUUGGCCAAGAAAUGAUCUUUAUCACCACUGAUGAAAUGCAGGCAUUUAUGAAGAACAUGCAGCAGCAAAGACAAGAUCAGCUCCCCAUGCUGCAUAAGGUUAUCGAAGGCCUUAAAAACAUCAACCAACAUAUUAUGAAAGCUGUGAUGCUAGAUGUUCAGUACGUGGUUCCAACAGUUAUCGGUCUGCCAUUCCAAGCAAGAGCCAAUAGCAUCAUCAUGGCACACGGUUUAUUAAAGGCAAGGACAGAGUUAUCUCAUGGUGAUCUCAGAGAAGCCAAUAUCCACGUUCAAGUUGACAGCAAACUUGCCCUCCAGGGCUACGGAAUGAUUUUCUGGGGAGUGAACACAUAUGACAUGCAACAUGGUUUGGAAAUGAGAGCCCAGAUCCGUACACAAGGCGUAUUCAACAUGAAUGCCACAGUGGACAUCAGAAACAAGAACUUCAAAUUUGACAUCGCCCCACCCCGUGAUGAUCAGUUUGAGUUGGCAAUGGCAAGCCACGAGGCACAUACUGUUGCAAGAUACUUACAUUCUGAGAAGAAGGCUUCAGUACUUCCAGAAAGACCUGAAAUCGAUAUUUUGGAUGGAGAUUUCGACUCAGAAAAAGGCAACAUUAAGCAAUCAAGCGAUUCCUACAAAUAUAAGCCCACUUGCAUAUGGGUGCCUUGGUGCAUGACUCAGUUGUGUUUGAAGACCAUCAAGAAAACAAAAGACAUGCCCAAAGUGACUUCUUGGUUGCACUACCUGUGUGAAGAACAUCAAGUGGAGCUUCUCUAUGUACAAGUUGUUCCUCUGGAGAAGAUUCAAGGCGAGUUCCAACUAGGCUCUGGAGCACUGAGGACGAAAAGGGAUGUGAGAGCUUCUGAAGCAGCAAAGCGUGGAGACAAAACGCAGAAGGAUGCAAGGGAUGCCAAAGGCCAUGAUGAUGAGCAUUACAGAAAAUCAGAUCGUUUCCCAUCUCCACCACCCGGUUCUACUAAAAAAUGGCCCAGCAAAAAGAGCAGCAGUAGCAGCAGCAGCAGCAGCAGUGACAGCAGCAGUGACAGCAGCAGCAGCAGUGAUAGCAGCAGCAGUGGGAGCAGCAGCAGCGACAGCAGCGACACCAGCAGCAGCGACAGCAGCAGCAGCAGCAGCGAUAGCAGCAACAACAGUUCUUCCAGCAGCAGCAGCAGCAGUGGCAGCAGUGACAGCAGCAGCAGCGACAGCAGUGACAGCAGCAGCAGUGACAGCAGUGACAGUAGCAGCAGCAGCAGCAGCAGCAGUGACAGCAGUGACAGCAGUGACAGCAGCAGCAGCAGCAGCGACAGCAGUGACAGCAGCAGCAGUGACAGCAGUGACAGCAGCAGUGACAGCAGCAGCAGCAGCAGCAGUGACAGCAGUGACAGCAGUGACAGCAGCAGUGACAGCAGUGACAGCAGCGACAGCAGCAGCGACAGCAGCGACAGCAGUAGCAGCAGCAGCAGUGAAAGCUCUGACAUUUCCCGGGAAAAGGGAAGGCAUUCCAAACUUCUUCAAUAUUCUUUCCUGUCAGUGAAACAGCAGAGAAGACAACAGCAAAGUAGCUCCUCCUCCAGCUCCAGCAGCUCCUCUAGCUCCAGCAAUGAAGAAUACACAAAAGGCUCUUCGGAAAAAGUAGCAUCCUUUGCUGUCAAAUGCCUCACUCGCAAUAAGAGACAAUACGGAAUCGUCGGCGACGUUUAUCACGGCUCCUCCAUGCUGAAAGUGACUAUAAGAAACAUCACACGGCCAAGCAAGCCAGUUGUCUGCUUCCAAAGCAUAAUGGUCACCCCUCACAAGCUCAGGACCACUCUAGAAGCAGGCUGGGAUUGCAAAGACUACCAGGUCGCUGCAGAAGUCGAGACGGGUUGGUUUGCUAAAAGGCCAGCAGUUCAGUUCAAGGCUAAACACAAAAGGCUUCCUGCAGUAGUGACGAACUUUGUGGAACAAAUAACUACAGUGAUUCCUGGAGCUGCUUACAUGAUGGGCUACUCAUACAAAGUUCAAAGAAAUCCCUCUCAAGAGGUUACACUGGUUAUAGCUCUAACUGAUCCUAGAAGCUACGCUGUGAUCAUGAGGACACCCACUGUGACCAUCUAUGCUGAAGACUGCAUGAUUCCAUUUUCACUGCCCAUUGGCGACUCCAGCCAACCUUCAAAACUCUGGGAUGUUCCUUCAGUGAUACUUGCUAGUCAGAAUGGUGUCUGCAAAAUCGAUGGUCAAAAAAUCACAACCUUCACUGGACAAAACUUUGACAAAAGAUUGCCUCCAGAUUGUUUCAUGACUUUGUUGCAAGACUGUACCUGUGACAAGAAGUUUAUGGUGCUGAUAAAAUAUGAAUCUAAUAAUGCAAACAACAUCCUACUCAAAAUAACCAUCGCUGGCAGUGAAAUUACCCUCAAGAAUUGCAAUGGAAAGAACAUAGUAGAAAUUGAUGGUUCUGUAAUACCAAUGGCACGUCUCCCAGUCAGACAUGAAGAGUUUACCAUUAAAUCAGACCGCAAAGAUAACGAAAUUGUACUUUCUUCAUUGUUUGGGAUUCACGAGCUGAUCUACAAUGGACGUAAUGUUCAGGUGACCGUUACUCCCACUAUCGGAUAUACCUGUGGUCUUUGUGAAGUAUAUGGCGGAAAUGCAGAAAAAUUACGAACACCAAGUGGCUACUCAGCUAAAGAUCCAGAGAGCUUUGCUCAGUCCUGGCUGGUCCCCGAUGAAUGUGGUGGAGCCUGCAAACUGAAACACUCAACUAGGAGACUUGAGAAACCAAUCCGGAUUGGAGAAGAAGAUAUGCAAUGUAUUUCUACUCUGCCCGUGUUGAGCUGUAAGGAGAAGUGCAGACCCACCACAACAACUCAGGUGUCUUCUAGCUUCCACUGUCUCUCAGCUGGGGCAACCUUGCCAACUGAUCUGGUUACCCUCGCUUCAAAAUCAGAAGACCUGGUUUCCUCUGUCGAAGCCCACGUAACAUGCAGUUGUGCUGAAGAACAAUGUGAAGCAUAACUUUCCUACUGAACAGAUUAGAAGCCCUUAAUACCGUUUACUGUGGGAGGCCAGUAUGUUAAUUCUAGGCAGCCACACAGACGUUAAUUGAAAAAGCACUGCUGAGCCAUCUGAAGUUGAGUCAUAACCCUGCAGAAGCAAAGGCAAUUAUGAAUGAAAUGGAUGAGUUUCUA